UGCUGAGAUAUAAAGACAGACACCGGCGAUCCUGUUGCACACUUACAUGAUAUCUGUUUAGUUACUCAAAGUUGAGAAGUGGUGGUUUCUUUUCUCUGUGAAAAUGUCUGGAAAGAUCGUGUUGCAUUACUUCAAUGGAAGAGGGAGAAUGGAGUCAAUCCGGUGGCUUUUGGCUGCAGCUGGAGUUGAGUUUGAGGAAGUGUUUUUAACCAAAAGGGAGCAGUUUGAAAAGUUGAACAAUGAUGGAGCCCUGAUGUUUAACCAGGUGCCUUUGGUUGAGAUAGAUGGAAUGCAGCUUGUGCAGACAACGGCUAUCUUGAACUACAUUGCUGGAAAAUACAACCUCAACGGAAAGGACCUUAAAGAGCGAGCAAUGAUUGACAUGUAUGUUGAAGGAAUCGGUGACUUAAUGGAUUUGAUGACAGUUUUGCCGUUCUUACCACCUGACAACAAGCAGAAACAGCUGGCAAACAUAGAGAGCAAGGCAAAAGACCGCUUGCUUCAAUUGUUUGAAAAGGCUCUUGCACACGGUCAGUUCCUUGUGGGAAACCAGUUAAGCCGUGCUGAUGUUCUUCUCCUUGAGGUCACACUGAUGUUGCAAGAACUAUUCCCUGAAAUACUUUCAACGUUUCCCAAACUUCAGGAAUUCCAGGGCAGAAUAAAGGCCAUUCCAACCAUCAGCAAGUUCCUCAAGCCUGGUAGUGCAAGAAAAAACCCACCUGAUGAGGCUUAUGUGAAAACUGUGAAGGAAGUGUUGAGCCAUUUAUUUAAAUAGGAGUUCCAUUAGAAAUGACAAAUUAUGGACCAAACUGAAAUUUAAACAUGGAUUCUGUCAAUCAUUAAUACAUUUUUAAAUAAGUCUUGUUCAUUUUCCAUUUACAAUAAAUAUGUACAAUAACUCA
Messenger RNA from Triplophysa dalaica, 902 nucleotides. RefSeq names its product glutathione S-transferase 3-like. Gene Ontology annotation, molecular function: glutathione transferase activity. The record is from RefSeq and is a predicted model, not a curated record. NCBI's taxonomy places the organism in Eukaryota, Metazoa, Chordata, Actinopteri, Cypriniformes, Nemacheilidae. The transcript is spliced from 6 exons. Gene Ontology annotation, biological process: glutathione metabolic process. Bases 104 to 775 code for a protein of 223 amino acids.